AGGUGGCAGCUUCAGAUAGACGAGACACAACAGAGAACAUCAAAGACCAGCCGGAGGCGACACAAGAAAGUGAUUCCUCCCCGGAGAGAGACAUCAGCGCGACAGCACCGCCGGUUUCACACUCCCUCCCUUCACCUCCGGCUACGUCUGCUUCUGAAGUUUCCUCGUCCAGCCCGACUCCAGACUCUGGACUCUUUGAGGUAGCGGAGCGAACUGUGAUCCCCUCCGAGUUUGAUCUCACAGAGUCGGAGCUAAAUGAGACUGCUGCUGUCGUCACAGAUGAAGACUUAGAAGAGACACAGCAGCAGGGAGGAGGCGAAAGCCAAACCAGCUCUCCGGCGCCGGCUGCUGGCGUCACUGGCCAGAAAGACCUGUCCGUGGAGCUGGAGGAAACAGAUGUGGUGACCACGGAGGCAAAUGAGCCGCUGCAUGAGGGUAGUGGCUUCAUGGCAGCAGGUGACGACGUCACAACCCCCACUCCGACACUGCGGUACCUGACCACGCCCUCUAUGACUGCAGCGAGCCAUGGCCGGGAGCUGGUGGUGUUCUUCAGCCUGCGAGUCACCAACAUGAACUUCUCUGAGGACCUCUUCAACAAGACGUCGCCCGAGUACAGAUCCCUGGAGAACACCUUCCUCGACAUGCUGCUGCCGUACCUGCAGGCCAACCUGACGGGCUUCAAGAAACUCGAGAUACUCAACUUCAGGAAGGGCAGCGUGGUCGUCAACAGCAAGAUGAAGUUCGCCAAGUCUGUGCCGUACAACGUCACCGAGGCCGUCCACGGCGUCCUGGAGGAGUUCUGCUCCGCCGCCGCCAGGAACAUGCACAUCGACAUCGACACACGCUCCCUGGACAUCGAACCAGCUGACCGAGCAGAUCCCUGUAAGUUCCUGUCGUGUGACGACUUUUCUCGCUGCCAGGUGAAUGUUCGUACACAGGAAGCGAAGUGUGUGUGUGAGCCAGGCUUCCUGUCUGUGGACGCUCAGCCAUGUCAGAGUGUUUGUGUCCUGCAGCCGAAUUACUGCAGCACGGGGACAUGUCACAUCGUUCCUGGACACGGUGCCAUCUGCAGACGCAUGCGCCGCUCGUCGGCGCUCGGCCUGACCAGUUAAGAAAAUCUAUGUUGCUGGACGUCGCCUGAGAAUACACGAGGAGGAGACGUGAGGACACAGACUCAGGAAGUGGACGAUGGACUCAAGCAUUUUCUUUCAGGAUAAAACUCGUUAGUGCUUCACAUCAGAGACAGCGCCCCCUUCAGGGCACCGUGACUCUCAUACGACUACAAACAAACAAACAAACAAACUUGGGAAGAUUUGUCGCAGGAGAAAAGCUCUGCUGACGAUCAGGUGUUUACUGAUCAACUCUGGACUGUUUUUUGUUUUUUUUUGUCGUAACAACAUAUUUUCUGUUCUGUUUUACGACUAAACAAGUUUUCUUCUAAUCUACAACAUUUCCUGAUUUUGACAUUUUCUUUAACCUGAUGCUACGUGCUGGUUAGCAUGCAACAAAAUUCAAAGAAAAAGAACGAAGGAACAAAAUGACUGAAAAACCUUAAAUCAAUAAACUGUGUUGCUGGUGGCUUGCUGGUUAGCAUGCUAACUUGUUUAAUCCUCUUGGUCAGCAUUUAUGGACAACAAUGUCCAUAAAUGUCCAGAAAAAGUUUCUCUUGACAAAUUUUGGAAUUUAAAUUUUUCUAUUUGAGGACAAAAACGUCCACUUCCAAAAACAUAACAGAUUACAAUUUUGAAGUAAUGUUUUUGAGGUUUUAUUUGUUUUAGCAUCAUGUGAUCAAACUGGCAUUUAAAGGAUAAAAAUCAUGCUACUUAUUCAGUGUCUGAUCGUUUUGAUCAGGACUGAAGUUGAUCAAAAGAUUUAACCCCCCCCCAAAAAACGUUUUUGUUCUAUUUUUAAAGCAGUUUUUGGAAGUGGACAUUUUUGUCCUUAAUGACUUAAAAGCGUAGUAAAUUAAACUUAUGCCUGAGGGUGUAAAUAAAAUGAAAGAAGCUAUAAAACACUUAUUUUUUUUAAAAGUUAUAUAAAAUCCUUCAUUACCACAAUUUAGUGUAGGCUAGUAUAACUUUGUGCUAAGUAGCUAAUAAGCAUGCUAACUUCAGUAAAGUGUUUGUUAAAGCUUAAAUGGACACGUUUGUCUUAAACUUGUCUUUAUGUUACGUCAUAAAAAUGCGAGCAGCAACUUGGUCCUACGGUCAUGUGACUGGCUGGUGGUUAACUGGUUAGCAUGCAGUAACAAAAGCAAAAAAAAAAAAUUUAAAGACAGGUUAGCUUUAACGUUUUGUAUGGCUAAAUAAUGUUGUGCUGUUAGACUUUUGCUACUGGACACAGACCUAAUGCUUAUGUCAGGGAAGGCAGGGCCUAAUCCUCAGGUUUCUACCCAGUGGUACAGUGUUAGCAUGUUGACGCUAACAAGGAUUAUUAAGUAAGUUUUAGGCUAAAAAAAAAAUCGAUUUAUUGUGUGAAAACCAAUUACUCUGGAUUACAAAUGUUCUUUAAAACUUUCCUUGUAAGAUUUUGUUCGAUUACUCGUUAACUGUUAAUGAAGUUUUCAGUCACGCCAGCUGUCGUACAAGGAGUGACAGUGAAUCAGCUAAUGAAACCUUAUUUUUUCACUGUAAAAUAACUCUGUGUGUGUGUGUGUGUGUGUGGGUGUUAGCAUGUGUAAAUACAUCGUUAAGUUUCAGUAAAAAAAUACAAACAGUUGAA
Messenger RNA from Solea senegalensis (Senegalese sole), 2721 nucleotides. Its product is annotated as interphotoreceptor matrix proteoglycan 1-like. The record is from RefSeq and is a predicted model, not a curated record. The transcript has 5 exons. Lineage: Eukaryota; Metazoa; Chordata; Actinopteri; Pleuronectiformes; Soleidae. The annotation marks the transcript as partial. Gene Ontology annotation, biological process: visual perception.